GUUACAGAAGGUUGAAAGUUCGAGGGAAGGAGUGGUGGAGAAGUGCAGCUGGAUGUUCCUGCAGAUUGGACUGUAGUUUGUCAGAGUUCAGUAAGAAACAACCAACAGGUAAUCAUGUCAGGACGGCUUGAUGCACACCGAACAGACGGUGUGGAUAAAAAUGUUUGGGUUGAAUUCACGAAGCUGGCAGCCGACUACAAAGCAGUGAACCUGGGUCAGGGGUUUCCUGACUUCUCCCCUCCAAAGUUUGUGCAGGAGGCGUUCUGUAAAGCUCUGAGUGGAGGACCCCUGAUGCACCAGUACACCCGAGUGUUUGGCCACCCCUCCCUUGUGAAAUCUCUGGCUAAAUUCUUCAGUAGGAUUGUGGGACGUGAGAUUGAUCCCUUUGAGGACGUUCUGGUCACAGUCGGAGCGUAUCAGGCUCUCUUCUGUGCGUUUCAAGCUCUAGUGGAUAAAGGAGAUGAGGUCAUAAUUGUCGAGCCGUUCUUCGACUGCUACCAGCCGAUGGUGAAGAUGGCGGGAGGGAAGGCAGUGUAUGUUCCUCUGAGGCCGACAGCUGAAGGUGGCGCUGUCGAAUCAAGUGGAGACUGGGUUCUCUCGCCUGAGGAGCUGUCCAGUAAAAUCACUCCUCGCACGAAAGCCAUCGUUAUCAACACUCCCAACAACCCGUUAGGCAAAGUUUAUAAGACUGAGGAGCUCCAGAUGAUCGCUGAUCUGUGCAUCAAACAUGACAUGCUGUGCAUCAGUGAUGAGGUGUAUGAGUGGCUGACUUAUGAUGGAGCAAAGCAUGUGAAGAUCGCUAGCCUUCCUGGGAUGUGGGAGCGAACCAUCACCAUCGGCAGUGCAGGAAAGACCUUCAGUGCCACUGGCUGGAAGGUCGGCUGGGCGAUGGGUUCUGGAAAUGUCAUCAAACAUCUGAAAGCCGCCCAUCAGAUGUCUGUGUUUGAUUGUGCAACCGCUGCUCAGGAGGCAGUAGCGCAGGGGUUUGAGAGAGAGUAUGAGGUGUUUGGUACUCCAGAGAGCUACUUCAAGCAGCUGCCCGCGAUGCUGCAACACAAGAGGAACAAGCUGGCCUCAUGUCUGCAGAGUGUGGGUCUGCAGCCCAUCAUGCCUGAGGGAGGAUACUUUAUCAUUGCAGACAUCUCCUCUGUCAAGGUGACUGACCAGAGCACUGAGGAGGAACCUUACGACUUCAGAUUUGUUAAAUGGAUGAUUAAAGAGAAGGGUUUAGCGACAAUCCCCGUGUCUGCAUUCUACAGCCCAGAGCAUAGCAAGGAGUUCAACAAAUACGUCAGAUUCUGUUUCGUCAAAGAGGACUCCACUCUGGACGCAGCCCAGGACAUCUUGAGAAAUUUUAGUUAAUAAAAAAAAGAAGAA
Messenger RNA from Labrus mixtus (cuckoo wrasse), 1377 nucleotides. RefSeq names its product kynurenine--oxoglutarate transaminase 1-like. The record is from RefSeq and is a predicted model, not a curated record. The transcript is spliced from 13 exons. Gene Ontology annotation, molecular function: L-kynurenine:2-oxoglutarate transaminase activity; pyridoxal phosphate binding. Gene Ontology annotation, biological process: biosynthetic process. Bases 115 to 1362 code for a protein of 415 amino acids. NCBI's taxonomy places the organism in Eukaryota, Metazoa, Chordata, Actinopteri, Labriformes, Labridae. Gene Ontology annotation, cellular component: mitochondrion; cytoplasm.